AUGGUACCUAGAGGCCUAAGGCUGAAAAAAAACUGCACAUUUGAUUUACCUGACACAUUAUCAGAUGAAUGGUUUGAGAUUCUAGAAAUGGCUUCAAUUGGACUUAUGAAAGUUAUUGUUAAAGCUAGAAAAAUUCACCUUAAUGAUAUUAAAAAAACAAUCGAAAUAUCUAAAAAUAAACUUGAUAAUUUAGAUAUAAAUGAUAACUACAAACAGACGCAAUUAGAGAUUAUUAAUAAACUCUCUGAACAGAAAGAAAUCAUUAUCACUCAGAAGAAUUCCAAAUUCAAUAGGGAUUUGGAUGAUUACAAAAAAACAGAAGAUACUAGCACUAUGAAUGAUGAACAGACAUGUACUGAAAAUGCAGACACAAUAGCGGAUAAUACUACUACUUCAUCUAAGAAAGACUUGGCCUCUUUAUUUAGUAAGAAUCAUUCAAAAAUACACAAUAAAUCAAAUUAUACCACCUCUCACAACAGUAAUAUAGACAAUCCAAACCAAAAUAGAACACAGACUCAUCAUCAAACACAGAGAGGCUGUGUGCUUCAGUCUGCUGCUGCUGCUGCUGCUGCACAGUUAUAUACCAGCUGCCUGGUUCUGACUCACACUUCCCAGCUCUGCAUAGAGAUGACUGCAAUCAGGGCCAGUCUGCUGCUGGCUGGAGCUCUCUGUCUGCAGAUUGCCUCAAACUCAUCGCCGGAGAACCAAAAAGUCAAGCAGAGAGCACUUCGUCAGAAAGAGUUGGAGAUUAUAGAUAGAUAUAAUGGAAUGUGCAUGCAAGGACCAAUGGGCCCACAUGGUCGAGAUGGGACUCCUGGAGUCAACGGUAUUCCUGGGACACCUGGAAUUCCAGGACGUGAUGGAGCAAAAGGAGAAAAAGGAGAAUGUAUGAAAGAGAGUAUUGAAGAGUCCUGGACCCCCAACUUCAAGCAGUGUGCAUGGAGCUCAUUAAACUAUGGCAUUGACCUCGGGAAAAUUGCCGAAUGCACAUUUACCAAGAUGCGUUCUCAAAGUGCAUUGAGAGUGGUCUUCAGUGGUUCUCUGCGCCUUAAAUGUAAGACAGCUUGCUGCCAGCGGUGGUAUUUCACGUUUAAUGGGGCUGAGUGUGCUGGACCUCUACCUAUUGAAGCCAUCAUUUAUUUAGAUCAAGGCAGUGUGGAAUUCAACUCCACAAUUAACAUUCACCGCACAUCCACAGUGGAGGGGCUGUGUGAAGGGAUCAGCUCAGGACUUGUUGAUGUUGCUGUCUGGGUCGGAACUUGUGCAGAUUACCCAAGAGGAGAUGCUUCGACUGGAUGGAAUUCUGUGUCUAGAAUCAUUAUUGAAGAAUUGCCAAAAUAAAACACCAAUCAACUUCUUUUUUUAUAUUGAAUAAAUUGCACAAUAAUUUGUCUAGGUGCAGCAAUUAUUACCUCUAGAGAUGGUUGAAAGCAACAGUGAACAAUGUACUGUAUAAUAAACAAUAAUGGUGCUUCAUCUGUAUGUAUAAUCAUUAAAAAAAAGUCUCUGUUAAAGGGACAUGAAACCCAAAACAUACAAUUUUAAAAAUCUUUCCAAUUUACGUCUAUUAUUCAAAUGUCCUUUGUUUUCUUGUUAUCCUUUGUGGAAAAGCAGGACAGUCAAGCCAGGAGUCUGCAGUACUAUAUGGAAGCAGUUUUGCAACAAUUGUAUACAUUAAUAAGAGCACUAGAUGGCAGAACUAUUUCAUCUCAUGUAGUGCUCCAGAAAUGUGCACGCUACCUAUCUAGAUAUCUCGUCAACAAGAAUAACAAGAGAACAAAGCAAAUUUGAUAAUAGAAAUAAAUUGGAAACUUUUUUUAAAAUUGUAUUUUCUAUCCGAACCAAGAAAGGACAUUUUUGGCUUUUAUGUUCCUUUAAGGAGGAUAACUGCAGUCGUAACAUUUUCUGAGCUGGCUCUUAAGAAAUUGAGAUUACUAUUGAACAUUAGAUUGCGCAUUACACUGCGGCUGUACCUUAUUUUAGAAUCUACCCGUGAACUUUUUGCAGACUAUUUCGAAUCAUUUUGCAUACUUCUUUUUUUAUAAAUAAAACUACAGAAACAAA
Bombina bombina (fire-bellied toad) is the source of this 2064-nucleotide messenger RNA. RefSeq names its product collagen triple helix repeat containing 1 (gene CTHRC1). The record is from RefSeq and is a predicted model, not a curated record. The transcript has 5 exons. The coding region runs from base 1 to 1341 and encodes 446 amino acids. NCBI's taxonomy places the organism in Eukaryota, Metazoa, Chordata, Amphibia, Anura, Bombinatoridae.